AUGUUCAUCUUUACACUCUUUGUCAUAGCGCUUUUGGGGUGUGGUCUUGAAGGAAAGAGCGAGAAUAGAGAAGUUCCCAAAACUGCACUUCAUUCAGCUCUUGAAAGUCUAAUAUCGAGCGAUGGUGUAGACUUGACCAAUAGAGUAGGACAGUGUGUCAUGAAAUGUAUUCUCAAUCAGCAGCAAGACCCAUGCGGAGAAGAGCGCAAACAAAAAAGAAAAAAGGAACAACCCACUCUUGGUAAACAUGUGGGAAAGGAAAAGAUAGACUGA
Cylicocyclus nassatus is the source of this 273-nucleotide messenger RNA. Lineage: Eukaryota; Metazoa; Nematoda; Chromadorea; Rhabditida; Strongylidae. The record is from the annotation of a GenBank genome assembly.